AUGCAUUUGGUUAUGACACACCUGCUCAAUGGAAAAGGAGAGGUGCGGUUCCUAGUGGGCGGAAUUGGUUGGGGUGCUGCUCAUUCAGUGGCGAGCAGCUUCAUACUCUUCUGGGUUGGAGCCAGGGCGUCCGCUUUUUCGUGGCGAUGGAUUCAGAUGGCACUCGAGUCAUCUUCUGACCUACUUCUAUUCGUCGCAAUGGCAGCCUUAACAUGGAUGGCAACUCGCGCAUCCAGCAGACACCUGGUGUUCAUGCUUCUGACCGCUUGCGUAUUCCAUACAUUCGUUUAUCAGAUGUUGUAUUCUGUACUCCAUAUUCGUGGUUGGCUGAUGGUCAUAGCUCGCUUUGCUUUCUCGUCUGCCAUAGCCACUGGAACAUUUUUAGCCUAUUCCGUAGCUGGAAGCCCAGAUUUGGGGCCAAUGCCGCCAACAGUAGAAGACUAUGUCAUUCCGGACGAGACGUCAUUGUUGGGCCCGUGUGAAGGUGUUCAAAUCGAGCCAUCAAGUGAAUUUGUAACGCCUUUAUCUCCAACAAAGCGAUUUGGUGCUCGCAUAGCGGAAGACUCAGUUAUUCCGCCCGAAUCUCCGGACAUGAAGUUUGCUCGAGAUAGGCUUGGGACUUUACUAACGUCUAUACGACAAGGUGAGACACCGUGGCUAAAUCCGUUGGACAAGAAGCAGUCAGCGGAAGCGAGCGAGUUGCGAAGAGGACCAGGCCGACCGAGGAAAGUACAGAACAAGGACAAACAAGUUGUGUUCGAGUUACGUGGCAAACCCUUCGGUCUACGCGAUGGUCAUACAGAUUCAAUGUAUCAGCUAUGCAGA
Messenger RNA from Ostertagia ostertagi, 825 nucleotides. The record is from the annotation of a GenBank genome assembly. NCBI's taxonomy places the organism in Eukaryota, Metazoa, Nematoda, Chromadorea, Rhabditida, Trichostrongylidae.